CCACCACCACACCUCCUGCCACAUCAUCCUACUCGCAGCCCACCCUAUUCUCGCUUUCAGAUCGACGGCUUGAAUCAAUAAGCAAUUAUGGACAGUUUAUACGGAGCGGUAGGAUCCCUUUCGACCACGCAUAGCUAGCGAUGCGCAGGCAUCCAGGUCCCCCGCCUUAUGGUCCCCGUCGCGCGGGAUCCGGCGCGCCCGCUGGCGCGCACGGCUAUAGUGGCGGACAGGGUUACACUGGCAGAGGCGAAAGUAGCGGUUAUGGCGGACACGGUUACACCGGCGGAGGCUUUAGCGGCGCCAACAGCAGCGGCGGUGGCGCAGCUAGGGGUCCGCGCGGAGGCAAGCCGACGUACGCGCAGCAUCCCUCCGCGCAAGCCCCCGCCGCGCAAGCUCCGCCAGCGGCGCAAGCAGCCCCGCCUCCCCCUCCGCCAACCCCCGUGAACCCCGCCAUUGCGGAGGCUGGCGCGCGAGCUGUGAGGUGGCUAGAGGAGGCAGCUGACGUUGCGUCGCGUGGAACGGCCAGCGCCGAUUCUGGGGCCAGUCAUGUCUCGACAGCUGGCAGCGAUGGUUUUCCCCAGGAGGUGCAACUCAUAAGGCGAGUGGCGUCGCUUCUGCAGCAGUCCCCCAUGGCCCCUCAGCUGCUGGCCGUGGAGCCCACAGCCAGCCGCAUCUGGUCGCUGCUCGAACGACUGCUCGCACACAGGGAUGCCGUCAUCCAAUCAGCAGCAGCGUCUGCCAUCGGCGUUGCAGCCUCUGUCCGCCUCCCUUCCGAAUCAUCCCCUCCGGGCACUGUAGCGCCGCCAGCUGUCGCCGUCUCAUUCGCAGGAGCGGAGCGCCUCUUUGCAUGGGCCAUACCCCAGCUCACAGACCCCAACGCUGACGUGGCAAACACACGCCUCGCCCUGCUGGCAGCUGCUCCCUUCUGCCAGCUGGCACCUGCCGCUUUGUCGCCCGAAGCUGAGCUGAGCUCAGCAGCAGAAGGCAGUGGUGAUUUUGCUGCUUCUGCUGCUGCUGCUGCUGCUGCUGGUGCAGCUAUAAAUGCAGGCACAACUUCAGCAAUAGCAGCGUCAGCAGCAGCAGCAGCGGCAGCAUCAGAGCCAUACGUCGCCAGCUGUGUGCAAGCCUGCCAGGGCCUGCUAGAGGACGAAGGAACGCCGCCCGCUCUCCUCCCGCCCAUCCUCUCCGUCCUCGUCGCUGUCGCCGAGCGCUUUCCCGGAACCUUUCUGCGGCAGUUCGAGGAGGUGAUAGACCUGCUGCUGGGGUGGGCCAUGGAACCGUCAGUUCUGCCGGCUAGCCGGCAGCUUAUCGGCGACUGCUUCCUGCGGUUUGGCCGGCAGUGGCGGGAGAGGGGAGCGUUUUCUCGGAACGUGCUGCUGAAACUGGUAGGGGAUAUAGAGGCAGAGGUUAAAGCAGGAAAAGGGUCUGGUGAUAGCGGUUCCUCUAGUGCUGCUGCUGCUGCUUCUGGUGGUGGUUCUGCUGCUGCUGCUGCUGGCGGGGGUUCUGGUGGUGCUGUUAGUGGUGGUGGCGGGGGUAAGAGCUGGGGAGCAGCAGCAGAAGAGACAGACGCUUCUGACGCUCGCUUGGCCGCGCUGACUUUGUCUUUUAGCGCCGUUCUGGGCGGCGUGACAGGCUGGCGAGGCGUUCCUAGCCUCACAGCACACCUCACGCCAGCAGCUGCCAUGGGGGCUGGCACUGCCACCAGAGGGGAUGCUGUGAGCAUCACCUCUGCUACCAACGCUAGUAGUUCUGGUGGCGUUAUUAGUGCAGUAGGUGGGGAGAUAGGGUCGUCGUGGCAGCACCAAGUGCAAGUGGACAGCCUGUUCCGGCGCUGGCUGGUGCUGCUGAGAGAUCUCCUGCAGGUGGAUAUUCAGGUGGAGGGGGGGGGCGGCAACAGUGCAGGGGAUGGCGGCAAAACAGGGGGUAGUAGCAGAGCAGGAGGGGCGGCAGGAGGAGGAGGAGCAGGAGCAGGAGGGGGAGAAUCAGGAGGGGCGGGGCAGGUGAAGCGGGUGCCUGUGGGCAGAGCGGGUGUGGCACGGGUGGCGUGGGUGGCGGAAUGGUGGGCUGUUCUGCCUGUCUUUGUCUGGGCGCUCUGCAGCAACCACCAGCAGCACUCCCGGAAAGAGGAGGCGCAACAGCAGCAGCAGCAGCAGCAGAAGCUGCCUCCUUUUUCUCCAGUGCAGCAGUUUCUGCGAAGCUUCUACGUGCCAGCUGUCGCUCCUCUCCUCAACGCCCUCGCCAGCACGCGUCUCUUCCCGCCGCCCGCCCUGGCCGCCGUGCUGCGCUGCCACCUGGCAGCGCUUGAUUCGCUGCGAGCGCUCUGUGUGACUGAGCAGCAGGCGCGACUGGGGGAGGUAGCAUCUGUCUGCCCCAAAGCUGGGGGAAAAGAGCAGCAGCAGCAGGAGGAGAAGGGGGAGGAGGAGGAGGGGCAAGCACAGCAGCAGCAGCUGCAGAAAGGCCGGGAAGGGGAGGAGUUUGGGGAGGAGACGGAAGUAGGAGGGGAUGCGAAACGCUUUGGUCGUGCGAAGCUGUGCCCCUCAGAUGACCCCCUCGCUGCAGCCUUCUCGUCGCUGCUCUUCGCCCGCCCCUACGCCCCCCUCCCUCUCCUCCGCCUGCACCCCCACCCUGCCGUUGCCUCCGCUGCUUCCGAAUCCAUCCUCGCCCUCCUCUCCUUCCCUCCUCUCACCCCCACAUUCUCCCCUUCUCACUCACCUCUCCUCACCUCGUCCCUCUCGCACUCACAGUUACCAGCUUCCAAGGCUCUGCAGGAUCCCCCCUGUUCUCCCUCUACUUUGGCCGUCCCCCCCUCCUCCUCCCCACCCUCCUCCUCCUCCGCCUCCUCCUCCGCCUCCCUAUCCGUGCCUCUCUCCUUCCUCCUCGCAGAAAUGCGUGACUGUUACCGCUGCGCUGCUCCCAGCAGACACGGUAGCAGGACUGGUAGCCAGGCUGUUGGUGGGGCUGGUGGGGUUGGUGCGGAGGAGGCAGGAGAGCGGAAAAGGAAGAGGAGAAGGAGAGCGGUGCGCUCGGGCUGCUCCCAUCUCUUUGGAGGCGAUUUGGAGUUGGAAAGGUGGUGCACGCAGUAUGGCGCUGACCUCUCGCCGUCUGCUGACGUGGCGGAGUGGGAUUGGGCGCCUGAGGAAGCAGAAUCUCUCCUGCGAUUCGACCUGGUGGCUCUCUCCUCGGGAGUAAUCCAAGGAGCACUGCUGUGCAGGGACACCUUACAGGCAACAGCAGCAACAGCGGCAGCAGGAGCAGCAAUAGGAGCAGCAGCAACAGAGGUAACAGCAGCAGCAGCAGGGGCACCGGAAGCUCAUGUGAUUAUUCCAUCAGCAGCAGGCCACAUGGGUGCAUGUCUCUCCUCACUGCUGCAUGCCUUGGUCUCUGACUACCGCCGCUGGAACCACCACCUCUGGCCACUCCCGCGCUGCCAGGUGGCGGCGUUUCACGGGCUGCGAGAGGCCUCUCAGGCAUCGUUCCGUGCUGACCACCUUCUGUUAGGCUCUGGUGGUCUCAGUAAAAUCACGCCCGUUAUUGUCACCACCGCUAGUGCUGCAAACACCUGCGCAUGUGAUGUCCCAGGUGCUCUGGUUACUGCUGGCGCCGCUGCUGUUGCUGCUGCUGCUUCUGCUGCUCUAGAAUCGAAGGCUAAGAGCAGAAACGCUGCUAAGAACGUCACCAGGUAUACCUCCGCAGCAGCGCGUGUGCUCGCUGAGCUGGCACUUGGCUGGCGUGAUGUGGCGUGGGCUUUGCAGGAGGGGGAUGCCUGUGCUGGUCUGAAGCUGGAGGCUCUGGCAUGGAUCCGACAGAUGGCUGAGUCAGCAAUGGCCGAGUCAGCAGCAACAGAGGCAGCAGUCACUCUGUCACCGCCCCUCACCAUCAUCCCCCCAUUCCUCCCCACCAUCCCUCCUCGCCUCCUCCUCUCCCUCUCCGCUUCCCUCCUCCACCCCUCUCCCUCCAUCCGCCUGGCAGCAGCUGACAGCUUGUCGCUUCUCGCAGCCACAGGAGCGCUCUCCGGCCGGCAAGCCUUGUCCGUAGCGCAAGUGGCGCUGUUCCAGGCAACUGGCGAUCCAAGCGCUGCCGUCCGCAACACUAUGCAGGAGUUGAUUCAGAGGGCGCUGCUCUCUGCUGCCGUCUCUCCAACCAUCCCUCGCCCUCUCUCUCCUGCUCCUCUUCCCUCCUCUUCUCUUCUCCCUUCUCUUGCUUCUUCUUCGCUUGAUUUUUACCCACCUGAAUUUCUCCCAAGGCCUGCUUCAGGUGAUUUUUGGCUCCUGAGGGCAGCAGCUUCAGGUGAAUUGCCAGGUCACCUGGCGUCAGCGACAGUUGAUUUGCCUCUCAAGCCACAUCAGCUGGUGGCGAUUCUCAACCUGCUCUCCCGCAAGCAGUCCACGUCAGCACCGCCGCCGCAUCCUGAUUGGCUGCUGCGGAUCCUGCUCACUCUCCCAUCUCCUCCCUCGACUUCCUCUCUCCCCUCUCCGCCCCCUCUCCCUCAACAUGCCCCCACGUCUUCCCAAGCCACCUGGCGCCAGCUGGCGGCGGUGAACGGCGAGGUGGCGCUGAGGUGGCUGGUCCAGCUGGCGGCGCGGCAGUGCAUGUGUGGGCGGCUGCGCACGCACCACGGGGGGGCGUCCGCCACGUUUGCUGCCUUUGAGAGGACCCUCUCUGACGCCACCCGUCCCACUCUGGCUCGCCUGCCUCUGCUGCCCAAAGGGGUGGUGGUUGCAGCGGGGAAAGGGGGGAUGGGAGAGGGGAAAGUAGUGGCUUUUUCAGCUAUGGGCCGGACUGGUUCAGCAGGUUCGGACGGUGCAGGUUCGGCAGGUGGUGGUGUAGCAGGGCCGGCAGCAGGUGCAGUAAUGGUAGCUGGAAAUGCACUUGGAGGUGGAUAUGGUGGUGGUGGUGGUGCUGCUGCUGCUGCUACUGCCGCUCCUCUAUCCUCAGCCUCAUCCUCUCCCUCUCUCUCCCCUUUCCCAGCGCCCUCUCUCUCGCCUUUCCCAGCGCCCCCUCUCUCGCCUUUCCCAGCGCCCUCUCUCUCGCCUUUCCCAGCGCCCUCUCUCUCGCCUUUGCCAGCGCCCUCUCUCUCGCCUUUCCCAGCGCCCUCUCUCUCGCCUUUCCCAGCGCCCUCUCUCUCCUCCUUCCCAGCCCCCUCCACCUCCACUUUCACCCUCCUCUCCUCCUCCUUCUCCUCCCCUUCCCUCCACACCUCCUCCUCUCCCCCUCCCCCGUCCCACUCCCUCCCACCCCCUCCCCCUCCCCUCUGCACCGGUGCUGAGCUGGCACUACCCCCUGAUGCGCCACGUCAGCACGAGCUGGCGCUGACCUCGCUCCUCGAUUUCAUGGAAGCCUUGGAACGCCAGGUCCAGUCAGCAACAGAAGGAAAUUCCUUCAUCCCUCCCCCAUCCAACCCUAACAGCCUCGGGUUUUUCCGCGCCAACAGGCGGGUGUGUGAGGAGUGGUUCGGGCGGUUCCGGGAGGGGCUGGUGCACCUGGCUAUGGGGGUGGGGAGGGAUGCAGCUGUGGUGUUCCAUGCUGGGAGGAGGUUAGGGGAGCUGAAGUGUCCUAUGGAUGUGAGGGAGUGGGAGUGGGAGGAAGGGGGGGAGGGGGAGUGUGGGGAUGAGGAAAGGGGGAUUGGGCUUGUGGGUGGGGAUGGUCGGAAGGUGGUAGGACAGCAGCAGCAGCAGCACUUGCACACGAAGCGGCAGGAGCAGAAUAAGAACCAGCGGCAGCAACUGCUGCAGCAAUUGCAGCAGCAGCAAGGGUGGGCCAGCUCAGCGACAGAUGUCGCUCACGCGGUGCGCCACCUGGCGUCUGGUCUGUGCCAGUCGCGCAAUCCAGAUGCGAUCGCUGGGCUAAGGGAAUGGCUGCAGCUGCUAGUGCAGUCGCUGCUCCCGCCUGCUCCGUCUGCUGUGAGAGGCUCAGCAGCAGCAGCAGCAGCAGCAGCAGCAGCAGCAGCAGCAGGCAUGGCAGGGACGGCAACAGCCACAGCAGCAGCGGAGCUUCUACAGAAACACGUGUGGCUCUUAAAGGGGAUGGAGUUGGAGGCAGAGGGGAGGUUCGAGGAAGCUGCUGGGCAUUACAGAGGGGUGGUGGAGGCAGGAAGGGCUGGUGCUGAUGAUGAUGAUUAUGAUUCAGGAAGGAAGGAGAAGGGGGGGAUGGAGAGAAGUGGGGUGGAGCAGAUGGGGGGUUGGGGAGCAGUCGAAGGGGAGACAUUGGGAGGGGGGAAGGGAGAGGGAGAGGGAGAGGGAGAGGGAUCUCUCAUUGCUGCGCGAUUGAUUGAUGUGUACAGCGCUGUUGGGGAUUUUGAGCAGCUGCAGGCGUUUGUCAAGGCCAAUCCUCUCAGCCAAUCAGCUGCAGCUGCCACGUCAGCAUGCCUUCACUUCCAGCAAGACCUGUCAUCGGCUCUCUCCCUCGCAUCCUUCGACCCGCUUCUCCUCACCCCCACGGGCCCCACCCCUUCCAAAGACCCUCUUGCUCUAAGCACAGGGCUGGACGCACAGCCCCAAAGCACAGAGCCCCGACAAGAGGAGCACCGAGUCCCGCUGUUGCUGCCGCUGCUGCGUGCGCCUGUCAGAUCCCUGGAUGCAUCCUCAGCCAUUAGAUUCGCACGGCACAAUGCGAUCGCCGCCAUGCUGCAUGUGCGCCGGAUGGCAUCGGUAUCAGAAUCAACACCAUCGUCUCUAGCAGCCGCAGCAGGAGCAGUAGUGGCGCCAGCAGUGGCAUCAUCAGCACUGGUGCCAGCAGCAGCAGCAGCAGCAGCAGCGGCAGCAGCAGCAGCAGCGGCAGCAGCGGUUGGCUCAACAGGAACAGUAUCAGUGGGAGGAGCCGCGAACCCCAAGGAACCUUCCCUGAAGCUGCUUCUGGAUGGGCUAGAUGCUGCCAGGUCAGCACUGGGUCGGCCGCUGCUGUCUCUUUCUGCAGAGGGCUACCCCAUGAACCCAGCAGCAGCCAUGCCUCUGGCUCUAGCAGGAGCGGAGUGUGACAUAUUGCAAGAAGCCAUGGAGCAUAGGGAGAGUCAGAGUGAGCAGAAUUCCACCACAGUGGGUCUCAGUGGGAUGAGAGGAAAGGGCUCCUUCACCGCUGGAAGCCUAGCCAGCCUGCUUUGGGGCUCAUGCUGUGCUGCUUCCGCUGGUUCCGCUGGGGCUUUAAGCCAUGGGGAUUCCCGUGGUGCGGCUGACACCUGUCAUGACGCCACAGGUCCGUUCCUCUGGGACCAGCCCUCUUGGCUUGGAGUGCUCCGAGCCUGCCACGUUGCCCAGCCACGGCGUGCCGAACCUGCUUCCUUGCUUCGGCUGCAACUGGCUCGGCAGGCCAGGCUCAAUGGGAACCUGCGGCUGGCAAACCGGUUGCUGUCUGGUGUGGUUGGGGCUCCUGGCGAGCAGCAGGUUCGGCAAGAGGCACUCUCAGCUCCAAGCCUACAUGUGAGGCUCGGCGACGUUGAACCCUCAAGCGCUGGGUUGGAGGUUCGGAAGCAGCUUAGGGCAUGGAAGCAGAUGCAGGUGUGGAAAGAGAUGGAGGUGGGUGAGGUGGCAUAUGCUGAUGGGCGGUACCUGGAUGCAGUCAAAGGGCUGUGGUCCGUGUGUGGUCCGGCUGUGGUUGGCCUGCCAUCUGUAGCAGCAUAUGCAGCAGCCGGUACGGGCGUAUCUUCAGCAGCACCAUCCCCACCAACAGUUCUAGCAGCGUCAGCAUCAGCAUCAGUGCAUCUUUCUCCUCACAGCAGUCCUCUCACCGCCCAUGCUUGCCUCAAGCUCGCCAGCUGGCUGCUCCCCAUUGGCUCCAGCAGCCAUGGGGGUGGGGGCGCUGUAGGAAAAGGACAGCUGGCAGGCACCGAUUGGCUCCUGGCAAGCACAGCACAUGGGUCGUCUUUGGUUCUGCCACCUCCGUUAGUGUCACAGGGGGUAAUGUCACAGAAACAUGCUGCAUCCAUGGCUGCAGGAUCUCCGGUCAGAGAGGCAAUCCAAGCCGUCCAUUCCAUCCAACCAGAUCAGAUGCUGGAAUCAAAUCCAGCUGCCAAGUCUGAUUCUGCCGGCCGAUUCUAUCCUACGGCGCAACCUAACCAUGCGAAGCUGGGCCCGUUGUCUGUAGCAGGGGCGGCUGUAUGGGGGGCGGUGCGAGCAUGCAGCCACAUGCCGCAAUCCUGGCUGGCAUACGCCCAGUGGCUGGACUGCCUGGCCGACACAUGCAUGAACCGCUAUGCUGGCAUGCUCGGUGCUGACGUGGCACAAGGCGAUGGUGCCACGUCAGACCGGACAACUGCGGCAGCUGGUGGUGGUGCAGGAGGGGAGGAAAAGAUGGAAGUUCCAGAGGAGACGGAGCAGGUGCAGGAUUUGGUAGCGGCGUUGCCUGCUUCACUGGAUGAUGAUGAUUAUGGUGUCGAUGGUGGUGGUGCGGCUGGCAUGGGUGCGUCGAUUCUCGGACAAGGCUCUGUCUCCCCACCGUCUUUCCAUCUGCCUGACACGCUCUCCCUCUCCCCUACACUCUCUCCUCUAGUGGCUGGUUUUGGUGCGGCACCUUCUGAUGCAACUGCCACAGCUAGUGCUGUUACUGGUUCAACUGCUGCUGCCCGAACAGCUGCUGCUGCUAGUGAAGGUGUGCCCGCUACUCGUGAAGCAUUUCCUUCCCUUGUUCGGUUCGUGGAGGGUGAGAGGGAGGCAGUGCUGUGUGCAGUUAGUGACCUUCUGAAGAACUUGCAUCCAGCCAUUCCUGAUGCUGCCGCUGCAUCUGUUGCCAACGAGGCAGCAGAAACGGUAGCAGAAGAAGGAGCACAAGUCUCCGCGCUGCCAGCUGCCCAAUCCCUGGCUGCCAGCUGUCUCGCCCUCAUGGAGCGAUUCCUCCUGCUCUCACACCCUCCAGCCCUUCCCUCCCACACUCCCUCCCCUCUCUCCGUCUCGCCCUCUUGUUUCGAAGUCCCGGGACAUGGGUUGAGUCUUUCCGGGGAGUGCGGAAGGCAUGCAGCUUCAGAUGUGCUGUGCGUGGGUGGUGUGUCGGGGGCGAGCGAUCAGGUGGAGGAGUGCUUGCGGCUGGAGCUGACUGCAGAGCUGACUCAACAGCUGAUGGGCAUGGUGGGAGGAAAGAACCUCAGUUAUUCUGGUCCGGACGAUAGUGGGGAUGCUGGUGCUCAUGGUGGUGCUGGCGCUGCUGCUGCUGCUGCUGCUGCUUUUGUGGCGGCAGCACCAGUAGCACCAGCAGCUGUAGCAGCAACGGUGCAUCAGCUACUUGCCAGCUGGCGCGCCGCCCGUUUCCGAGCGCUGUCUAUGCGACACCUGGCAGCCCGCGCCUACGUGCGCUUCCUGCAACUGGCUGGGGCGUGCUGGAGGGGAGGAGGGGGAGGAGAGAAUGGCGGGGGGCGUGGAGAUAGUGAAAGCGACGCGGGAGGAAUCAUGGUGAAGGAAGGGAGGGAGCAGAGGAGGCAGCAGAGGGGGAAAGCAGGGGCUAACAAGGGGGGAGGGCGCAGUGGUGAAUGUGAGGGGGACGGGGGGACGAGUACCAGGGGCAGGAAAAGGAGCAAGGGGAGCGAGAGUGGUGUGAGGGAGGGGUUGCAAGGGGUGGGUGAGGAGCAGAGUGGGCGGGAGGAGAUGGAGGAUGGUGGUUCCUGUGGGGCUAUGGCUGGUGGGGCUGCCACGCUGACAUGUGUCGCAAUGCGAGUGGUUGAGAUUCUGAUGCAGCAUGGGUCGCACAUGGCGCCUGUGAUUGCUGCUCCCAUGGAUGUCGGCUGCACGCAUGCCUGGCAGUCCAUUCUCCCUCAGCUGCUAGCAGCAGUGGCAGCCCAGCGCAGCACAGCAGUGAGGCUGCAGCUGACACGUGUCCUCCUCUCACUGGCUGCCACUUCUCCAGCCCUCCUGGUGUACCCCCUGUGUGCCUUUGAGAAGCACCACCUGCAGCAGCUCAGCCUCGCUCUCACCUCCCUUCCUCCUCCUCCUCCUCCUGCUCCUGCUCCUGCUCCUGCUCCUGCUCCUGCUUCUCCUCCUCCUCCCUCUGUCCUCCCCAACUCUACAACUGACGGUUCUGCCGGUUUGGCUGGUUCCGCUUGUGAUUCUGCUGCAUCAGUUGCUGCUGAUGAUGUGGCAGCUGACCUGGCAUGGCACAUGGCGUUAUCUCAAGCAACGCCGGGGUGGCCUCAGCUUCGAGCCACUCUCACCUCCCUGGAGAAGCACCAUCCAGCCAUGGUGACAUCAGCGCGCUCGCUGCUGACGUCAGCAGACAGAUUGGCAGUUUUACCAGAGGAGCGGCUGCUGUCCUCCCUGCAGUCUUGCCUCUCCCUCCUCCACCGCUCCCUCUCCUCCCUCCUCCUCUCCACCCGCCACCAACUCACUGCUGCUGCUGCUGCUGCUGCUGCUGCUUCUGCUGCUGCUGCCAACCUUGCUGCUGCUGGCACCGCUGCUGGCUCCUCUUCCUCGUCUUUCACAGAACCUGAUGCUGCUGCUGCUGCUGCUGUUGCUGCUGGGGGUGCUGGUGUUGCUGCUUUGGCUGGCUCUCCUCUUAAAGCAGCAGCAGCUCUGGGGGAGGAGGGAGGAGCAGGGGGAGUGGAGGAGCAGCGUGGGGAGGGGAUGGGGAUGGAGGGGGAGAGAGAGGGGGAUGCAGGGGUGGGCGGAGGGGAGAGGGAGAGGGAGGAGCUAGCGCAGGAUGACAACGAUGAUGACGAUGGCAGGGGGGUGGUGGAUCCGGGGAUGCCUGCUGCUCUGCUAGAUAACGACGUUGUUGCUGCUGCUGCUGCUGCGUCUGAUGGUGUUGGGCCUGUGGCAUCUGUGACUGCAUCAGCUUGUGCUCAUGUGUCAGCCGCUGUCUCUGCAAGCUCAGCUGCCCCUGCUAUCUCUGCUGUCACUACUGCUGCUGCAAGCACGCUGGUCGGCAGCAGUGCACUACUGGUGUCAUCUGUUCUUAGAGAGGAGGAGGUGCGAGCUGCUUUCCAGAUCAAGUACCGGGAGAUAGUGGCAGGGGUGGUGACGCGCCUGCAAGGAAUUCUCCAGAUUUGGGAUGCUGAUGCGGCUGCUGCUGGCGACGCUGGGAUUUUUGCUGGCGCUGCUGCUGGUGCUGCUGCUGGCGCUGCUGCUGGUGCUGCUGCUGGUGCCGCUGCUGGUGCUGGUGCAGCUGGUGCAGCAGCAGCAGAAGCUCAACUCACCAUCAGCAAUCCCAUGUCUCCCCUCACUGCCUACCUCUCCCCUCGGGAACUCCAUCUGCGUCCAAGGCUCCGCCCUCUCAUUGCUGCGGCUGUAGCGGCGCUACAGUCGCCGCCCACUGACGUCAGCAGCAGUGCACUACGAGACAAAUGCCGCCCUCUGGAGGCGGCUGUAGCGGCGCUGCAGCGGGAGCAGAGUCGGUACCUCUUGCUGCCAGAUGUCGCACCGGGAUUCGCCGCUUUUAAGAACACUGCUGCCCCUGUACCUGGGUGCAUGUCUAGCCCCGUUACAAGCAGUUUCGUUACAGGGAAUAGUGAGUCAGGGGUUCAGCUUGAUCUGGAUUCGUGUGCUUAUAACGAAGGGCUAGUGACUAUUGCUCGUGUGAGGGAGAAGGUCGAGGUUCUGAGCACCAAGACCCGCCCGAAGCGCAUCGUGAUCGUCGGAUCCGACGGCCAGGAGCGCAGCUUCCUGAUCAAAGGGCGGGAGGACCUCCGAUUGGACGCUCGGAUCUCGCAGCUCUUCCAAGCAGCCAAUGAGCUGAUGCGGAGCCACGGGCCAGCCAGGAAGCGCCAGCUGGCAGUGCGGCAUUACGAGGUGGUGGCGGCGGGAUGCCAGUCGGGGAUGAUCCAAUGGCUGGAUGGGCUGCACAGCCUGUACUCGCUGUACAAGGCCUGGCAGUCCAGACAGGCAGCUGCUGCCACCGCUGCCACUGCUGCUGCUGCGGGGGCUGGGGUUGCUGGGGCUAGUGCUGGUGCUGCAGGUGGUGGUGUUGGAGGAAAAGGCACAGCAGCAUCUGCAUCAUCAUCAUCAUCAUCAGCAGCAGCAGCAGCAGCAGUGCCAGCAGCUGUGCAGCGACCCACAGAGAUGUUCUUUGCCAAGGUGGCAGCUGCGCUGCAGGCCCGGGGGAUGAGCCGUGCCACGCCGCGUGCUGAUUGGCCCGCAGAGGUGAAGCGCUGCGUGUUUGAUGAGCUGGCAGGGGAGGUGCCACGUCAGCUGCUGGCUAAGGAGAUGUGGAGCUCGAGUGCAGGCUCCGAGGGGUGGUGGGCAAAGCAGCAACGCUACAUCGCCUCAACAGCCGUGACCAGCACGGCGGGCUACAUCCUCGGCAUCGGAGACCGGCACCUCGACAACAUCCUAUGGGACCUUUCCUCCCCCCCCUCCUCCACCUCUGGGACAACAUCCCCGUCUCUCUCCGGCUCCGUGGUGCACAUAGACUUCACCGUCGCCUUUGAUCGCGGCCGCCAGCUCAAGGUGCCAGAGAUCGUGCCCUUCCGCCUCACCACCCUCGUGCGCGGGGGCAUGGGGCUACCCGGUGCCCUCGCGCCGUCCGGGCCCUUUGCCUCUGCGGCGGUGGCGGCGCUGGAUGCCAUGGGCGGGGGCCUGAUGAAGGGGGGCGAGUGGGGGAAGGUUGGGGGCGAGUGGGGAGGCCAGGAAAAGAGGAAGGUGGUUUCUAGUGCUCGUGGCGCUGCUGCUGGUAAUGGUGGUGCUGCUGGUGGUCCUUAUGGUGGUGGCGCCACCACAGGAGGUGGGUCGCUGGUGCCUGUACUGAUGUCUGCUUUUCUGUGGGACCCUCUGGAUGAGUGGGGCGGCCCCCUUGCCCCCGCUGCUGCUGCACUGACUGCCGCUCCCAACCCUGCUGCUGCUCCUGUUGCUCCUGCUCUAGUUGCUACUCCUCCUGCCUCUGCUACUCCUAGUCCUGCAGCUUCUGCUUCUGCUUCUGCCACUGCUCCUGCUGCUGCUGCCACUGCACGUGCUGCUGCUCGGACUGCUCAUGCUGCUGCUACCGCUGCUCCCACUGCUCCAGCUGCUGCUGCUGCGCCUGACGCCCCACCAGCAACAGCUGCAGCCGUGCCUCCUGCUCCUCCCCUGGCCAGAACCAAGCCCGAGGCUGCACCUCGCCCUGUACUCCCAGGCGUUAUCUGGGACGGGUCUCUACUGCCGUGGGAGGCGGAGGUGGUCACAGGGGCAGCCAGGCUCGCGGAAGGGGGGAGGCGGAUCGGAGGAGGGGGGCGGAGCAGAGCCAGCAGAGUGAGCGCAAGGGCUGCAGAGUGUGGCAGUGACCGGGGUGACAGGUGUGCAGUGGAGGCUACUGAUGAGUCCAUGCAGUUGUCUCACUACAACUUGUCUAGUGGCAGUGGCAGGGUGUUGCCUAUCAGGCGUGCGGUGGAGGCCAUCCUUGGUGCGGCCAUGGCGCUCCAUGGCUUGACUCACCCUUCCACCAGCACCUACCUCCUGACUCUAGCUCUCAGCCUAUCAAAUGCUGCCAAGUCAGCUGCGUCUUCUAUUCAGCACCUUAUCGACACGUCAGAGUCCCAGAACCAGGCUCGCUCCGACCUCCUGGCCGCACAGGAAGCCUCCAAAAAGCUUCUCACAGAAGAGGAAGCUUCCAGGCUCGCGCUGCGGGCAGCAAUGGAGGCUCUCUGUCGCCUUGGCGACCAGCAUCAGGGGAAGGCUCGGCGCGCCGAAGCUAAGGCCUCAGCAGCCAUGGAUGCAGUGGGCGAGGCUCGGCGCUGGCUGGACGACAAGCGGGCGGCGCUUGCUGAGCUGGCACCGUCGUUGCCGCCAGCUGUCAGUGCCGUCCUUGGUGUUUCUGAGUCUCCUCAGAGGGCGGAGAGUGCCCGUGGUGGUGGUUGGCGGAUGGGGGAGGAUGUGAGGCAGUGGGCUGCAGUUGCACUGGGCACCAUGGCAUGGCAGGACGGCUCUGCUGAUCGCACCCUGCCCUCCCUCCUCUCAUCACCAUCAUCCCCAUCCCCAUCACCAUCCCCAUUACUUUUGCUGACAUCACCUCCAACUGCCAACCCACUUUCUCUUCUGGGCAUUGCAACCAACACCUCAUCCUCCUCCUCCUCCUCCUCCUCUGCUCCUCCUCACCUGCAGCACCCGCAGCACCCGCAGCAACCACAGCAGCAGCCAACUGCACUUCCCCUCACAGUCAUCCCAGAGGCCCUUCGCGCCAGCUGUCGCCAGCUGGACCUCCACGUCUGCCAGCUGGCAGCCGCCCGCUGCCGCGCCGUGCUGCGAUUGGCCGGCUCGCUGAGGGCCUAUGGGGAGGCAGCGGUGAUGGCAGGCGGGAUGGGGUCGAAGGCAGGGAGGCGGGGUGGGCCGGGGAAGCCAUCAGGGCCGGCCAUCAACACCACAGCGAGCGUCAAUACUUACCUGAGCACCACAGCGAGCAUUAACAAUUACCUAAGCACCAGUGCAGUGAGCCGGUGGGCACGGGCAUUGGAAGCCACGGUGACAGCAGCAGGGCUGCAGGCGCUGCCAGAGGGGGUGGGGGAGGGGGAGAUGAGGGAAGAGUCAAAGGCAGCGAGAGGGGCGUUGGAUGAGAUGGGUAGAGUGGAUAGGGGGGUGGGGGGAGGGAGGCGAGUGUGGGCGAUGGAAGGAGGAGGAAGAGAAGGGAUGUUAGAGAGCCACGGCAGUAGCAGUAGCAGUAGCAGCAGUGGCGGUGGUGAGAAGCAGUUGAUAGAACGAUGGCAGGUGCUGGUGAAAGCAGUAGCGGAGUCUUUGAAGGCGGUGGACGGGGAGAGGAGAGGCGAGCAAGGGAACGAGGCAGGGGGCGAGGCAGGGGAGGAGGAAGGGGAGAAGGAGGGGGGCAGCAAGCAGAAGAAGAAGGAAGGGAUUGAGGAGCGGCGCAAGGGAGUGUUGCGGGAGAUUGAGGGUGUGCUAAGAGGAGUGGGCAGGGGAAUGAGCAGCCCGAGUUCUGUGCAUGCGCUGGUGAAGGCUGUUGGGCUCGCAGCAGCAGCAGCAGCUUCAGGUGCAGAUGCUGCUGGUGCUUCCAGUGAGGGAGCCCAUUUUGAGGAGGAGAAAUUAGAGGGAGCACGGGAGGAAGCACGGCUGGAGCACAGACUCGAGUUUGGGCCCGCCCUGGCCUCUCUGCUGACUCAGCUGACAGCUGGCGACUUGACAACAAGGCAGUCUGACUCAGCUGACAGCGUGUCAAGCAGAGGCCUGGAUGAACCAGCCGCAGCUGCAAGCUGCCAUGCCACUGCAGAGGGAGAGGCGACUCUGCCUGCUGUAAGGGAGAGGGAAGAAUCCAUGCCUUCUGUUCCAACCCCCCUCAUCGCUUCCCUAGUGCCUCCUCUUCCUGUUUCUAUUACCGUUGCUGCCUCCUCUGCGUCCUCCCCCUUGCCCUCCCCCCCCUCCACCCCUCCUGCGCGGUUGCCUUCACGCCCCCCGCUCUCUCAAGACAAUGUUGAUGAUGACGCUAAUGCUUCUCCUGAUGCUACUGGCAAUGCUACUGCUGAUGCUGAUGCUGAUGCUGAUGCUGCUGCGGAUACUGAUCCUGGUGCUGGUGCUGAUGCUGAUGCUGAUGCUGGUGCUGAUGCUGGUGCUGAUGCUGGUGCUGAUGCUGAUGCUGGUGCUAAUGCUGGUGCUGAUGCUGGUGCUGAUGCUGGUGCUGAUGCUGGUGCUGAUGCUGGUGCUGGUGCUGAUGCUGAUGCUGAUGCUGGUGCUGAUGCUGAUGCUGGUGCUGAUGCUGGUGCUGAUGCUGGUGCUGAUGCUGGUGCUGAUGCUGAUGCUGGUGCUAAUGCUGGUGCUGAUGCUGGUGCUGAUGCUGGUGCUGAUGCUGGUGCUGAUGCUGAUGUUGAUGUUGAUGCUGCUCCGGACGCUACUCCAACGGCUACUGCUGCUGCUAACUCUGCUUCAGCUGCUGCUGCCAAGCCUGCUGUCCCUUCCAACAGCAUCCAGCAGCAGCCUGCCCCAAAGAUUCCCCUCAAUACUUUCCACAGGUGCAUGCAAGCUGCCUUGACCGCUCUUCAUGCGACUGACUCCCUCUCCUCCCGCCACCGCCACCACCUGCUGCCAAAGGUUGUUUCAAGCCUGUUCAUCGAAGAUAAGGUCUCUUCUGGCCAGGCGUUUUCUUCCCCGCUAGUGGCCCAGUUCCUGGAAGCUUCUGACAGGGUGGAGUGCCUGGUGCAGGGAAGUAUGACUUUGGUUGAACGUGACAAAAGAGACGGUGAUAGUAUGGGGGGAGGGGAAAGCCACUGUGGCAGUGCGAAUGGUGGCAUUGCAGGCCGUGGGUGCUCUGCCAGUGACCCACGGCUGCUGGCUGUUCUGGAGGAGGAGGAGAGGACGGUUGAAGGGCUCUUGGGUUCACUUGCUGCUUGUGGUACUGGUGGUAGUGCUGGUGCUGAUGUUAGUGUGAGUGAUGCUGCUGCUGCAGCGGAUGCUGAGGACCAGGGAGAUACGGAGAGGAUGGAGCAGCCACUUGCGCUCUCCUCUCCUGCUCUCCCACAUCAACAGCACCCUCCCUCUCCCUCCCCCUCUCCCUCCCCCUCGCCCACCUCCUCCCCUUUUCUCCGCCUCGCAUCCUCUCUCCCCUCCACACCGUCCAAGUCGCCCAGCGCACUCUCUCCCCUCCCUGCUCCCUUCAUCCCCUCCGCUGCCUCCACGCUCUCAUCGCUCUCCUCCUCUCUCUCGCCUUCCUCCUCUCCCUCCCCCUCGCCGCCGCCCAAGCCCAAGUUCCAGCUGGCAGACACUGUUCACGCCGCCCCGUUCGUGCCGAGACAGGCAAUGGUGCACCAAGCGACCUCCUUCUCUCCGUCUCUUGCUGCUGGGGCUGCUGCUGGGCCUGCUGGUGCUGCGCCCGUUGCUCCCCCUGCUAUGCCUUCCCUCUCUAGCUCCUCAGCGUCCGCAGCAGCAGCUGUUGCCGCAGCCAAGGCUGCGUCAGCCAAAGCAGCUGCCCUUGUUGCAGCAGCAGCUGCUGCUUCUGCUGCUGCUGCUUCCACUGCCCGUGCUGCAGCAUGUGCUACGUCUGACCCUGCAGCAGCAUCACCAUCCCCAUCAGCAACACAGGGAGAGGCAGCAGCUGCGGCAGCGGCAGCAGCAGCCGCGCUAUCUGGCGUUCCUCUUUCUCCCUCACAACGGCCCAGCCUGCCUGCUCUUCCACCACCCUCCUCCUCUCACGCCAUCUCUCCUCUUGUCCGCCUCUACCAAUCGUUUGACUCUCUCUCUGCUGCACACGUCUCCCUCAUAUCCCUGCUCCCAGCGUCCGUUAUCUCUGCUGCCACCGGUGCCCCACCUGCUCCUAUCGCCUCAGCUUCCUCCCAUCUGCCUGCUGCUGACGGGCUGACUGGGGGUCGUUCUUCCACUGCUGACUCUCCCGAAGUCAAGGCAGGGAGAACAACCUCCUCUCCACGCUAUCCCACUCUGCUCCACCUGCCGCUUUCGGCUCGUCUGUUUGUGGUGCGGGUGCAACUGGUGGCGGCAGUGCUGCGCGCCUGUCUGGCCGAGGUCGAAGCAGCAGGGGCAGGGGACAUUGCAGUGGAGAGGCACGGGGAAGCAGAAGAAGCUGCUGCUCGUAAGGCUGCUGCUAAUGAGUCUGCUACUUGUGAGGAUGCUGCUGGUGAGGCUGCUGCUAAUGCAAAGCCUGGAGUCGUGUUCACUAGUAGUGGGGAGGCGAAGACAGAGAGGCAAGCAACAAGGCAGGAAGACAGACAUGCCCUGCUGCUGAACAAGCUCCACGUGUUGGCCUCUGAUUGGCGGCAGAGUUACACCAGCGAGUGUUUGAGGCCCCUGGUGGAGUGUCUCUUCAGGCAGUUCCUGCACCCUGCCAAUCUGGCUGCUGCACUUGGUGUGGUGUCUGCUGCUUCUGCUGUGUCUGGCGCUGCUGCUGCUGUGUCUGAGGAUGCUACUGGAGGGGAUGUAGCAGCCACUGGUGCGGCUGCUGCAAGUGGUGCUACCAACGCUGGUGGCGCUGGUGAUGCUGUCGCUGGUGAUACUGCUGAGGCUGGUACUGCUGGCUCUGCUGCUCCUGGUGCUGAGCACGUGGACAAGCAAGUGCUGCAGCUCUCGUCUCUCAUUGGUCAGUUCUGCCAUGCUGAGGUCAGCAGGUGUUUUGCUAGAGACAGCAAGCGGCGUUCAGCUACCCCCACCAUACCCAAGCCAUCCCCAUCCACGCAUGCUGCACACGUGGCAGCCCUUGCUGCGGCACGUGCCGAGCUGGCGGCCUUUGACUGGCUGCACGAACCUCAGCUGCCGCCUGGCACUAUGACACCUGUUGCUGUGACACCUGGCACUGUGACACCUGGCACUGUGGCACCUGGCACCAUGACACCUGGCACCAUGACACCUGGCACUGUGACACCUGGCACUGUGACACCUGGCACUGUGACACCUGUCGUCGCUGUUCCUGUAGCCCUGGAAACAAGCUCUGGUGACGCCGCUCAUAGUGUUGUUGAAGUUGAUGGCGUAGCAGGGGAGAAGCAGCAGCAGUCCGCGAGGCCACAGCUGCAGCAGCAGCUAACCCCGUCACGCAGUGCCCUGUUAAGCCAAAUCUGCGCUGAUUUGGCCGUGGUGCUAAAGACAACAGAAGCCAUCCAGAUGUGGGAGGCGGCAGGCACCACUGUAGAAGCCGACCUGGACCGCCUGCUCUUCUGGUGGUAUACCACCACCACCACUACCACCAGCGGCACCAACACCAGCAGCAGCAUCACCAGCACUAGCAUGAGCACCAGCACCACCAGCACCAGCACCACCACCAGAAGCAUUAUCAGCGGGAAAUCAGCAGCCGCGCCACCAGCAUCGCACGCCUCUCUCCCCGCAGCCUACGUGGAGCGCAAGCAGCGGCGGCGGCAGGUGCUGUGGGCGGGGCACGAGGGCGCGGGGAGAGUGGUGCAGGCGGUGGGGCGGGUGCUGCAGCUGGAGGCGGGGAGGGAUGGCAGGGUGAUCAAAGAUCCUGUUGCUGCCAUUAAUGCUGCCGCUAACGCUGCUGCCAGCGCUGCUGCUGCUUCCAAUGCUGCGGCCAACGCUGCCGCUGGUGCUGCUGCCAAUGCUGCAGCCAACGCUGCUUCUUCUGCUGCUGCUGCUGCUGUUCCGGUGCCUCUGUUCCCCUCCGGCCUGCCAGCUGGUGGGCGGCCAGCUGCGGCUGUAUACGGGCCUCUGCUUAUGGACGUGGACAGGGCAGUUGCUGACGUGGCAGCCUCCUCAGUCCUGGUGCAGGCAGCACAGCAGGCAGAGAAGGCAGCUCGAGCGUCUCAGGUGGAAACAACAGAGAGGAGGCAGGAGGCUCAGGCGCUGGUGAAUAGGCACUCAGUCACACUGCAGCAACUAUCAGCCAAUCACAGCGCUGCUCUCUCCCAAGCACAUCAGGCAGCAGCUGCCCUCUCAUUGGCUGCUGCCAACCUCGCUCCCAUCCUCGCCCACUCCAUCCUGCCUCUCCUUCACGAGGUCUUAGCUGGGGCAUCUGCGCUGCACAGCUCUGCUCUUUCUGCGACAAUCACACCCGAUACAGUCACAUGUGCUGAGAGCGUCCAGACAGAGUGUCGCACUUUCAUUGGCCUUCUUGAAUCAGUCCAAGGAGCAACUUCCUCACUUUCCUCCUCUCACCCCCACCACCUGUCCUCUCUCCUCCACCUCUCCUCCCUCCACUGCCAAUGCUCCUCUCUCGUCCCAUCCGUCACUCGUCUCGCACACACCACCCUCUCCUCCCUGCACGCUCUCCGUCUCUCCGGGCGAGGACAGCUGGCAGCACUGGCAGAGUCACCACCAGCAGGGCUGGCGCCAGCAGGGAUGGUGGCAGCAGGGACGGUGGCAGCAGGGACGGUGGCAGCAGGGACGGUGCCAGCAGGGAUGGUGCCAGCAGGGAUGGUGCCAGCAGGGCUGGUGUCGGUGGAAGCACUCGCUGCUGCUGUGAGGGCUGUUUGCAAACGAGAGACCAAGGCCCGGCACCAUGCGGAGCAGGUGGUUUUCAAUUUGCAGCAGAAACUCAAUAAACGGGACCCGCUUCUAUUUUCUUCUGAGGAGAUGCUUUCGACUAAGAGGGUGGUCGGGAAGCUGAUGGUGGAGGCAUGUAGUUCUGAUAACCUCUGUGAGAUGUAUGAGGGUUGGAUGCCAUGGAUUUGAAGUCUUCAGCUGUUAUAUUAUCGUAAGGAUAUCUACAUUCGACUAAUUUUUGUUCCGAGUAAGCUUUUAUACAUCCGUUUUCUCA
Closterium sp. NIES-67 is the source of this 20034-nucleotide messenger RNA. NCBI's taxonomy places the organism in Eukaryota, Viridiplantae, Streptophyta, Zygnematophyceae, Desmidiales, Closteriaceae. The record is from the annotation of a GenBank genome assembly.